AUGCAGCAAUACAAGUCCCGGCUAAUGGCGAAAAGCUCCCUGCAAAAGCAGAGGAAUGACUUCGACGAGGUCUACGUCCCAGUGAGCAAGCACACGACGUUGCGAGUCAUAACCGAGAAGCGGGUCUACUUUCUGGUGUGGGUAGUAGACGACAUCCUCGUGGCAGCCGGAGGAGAGAGCGCAUUGGCGAAGGUGAAGGCGCACUUGGCCAGAAAGUUCAACGUGCGCAAUCCGGAGAAUACGAAACGCUUCUUCCGGAUGGAGCUGACACGCAACAUCGGUCACGCGCUUGCGCGCUACAUGGCAAGGCCGACGAAGGCGCACUGGCAGGCGGCGCUUGAUGUGGUGCCCUACUUGGCGAGGACGGUAGAGGACGGAAGGAGCGAGGAGACUCUCGUCAAUUCCUAUAACACCAAUUACGCGGGUGACGUGCACACGAGGCGGUCCACAACGGGGUACGUCUUCAAGGUGUACGAUAGUCGAGCAAAUUGCAGCCAGCAGUGGCGGCUCGGAAGUGGAAGCUGA
Klebsormidium nitens is the source of this 525-nucleotide messenger RNA. The record is from the annotation of a GenBank genome assembly. NCBI's taxonomy places the organism in Eukaryota, Viridiplantae, Streptophyta, Klebsormidiophyceae, Klebsormidiales, Klebsormidiaceae.